UGCAGCGUUGCAGAGGGGUUUUCCCAAGCUCCUCCCUCUUUAUUCAUUCAUAUUUUUUCCUCCCUGUGCAAGUGUGCUGUGCACAGAGCUGCCUGUCGUCAUUGCGUCUCUCGCUCAUUUCCAUCUUUCCCCUGCCCAGAUCUUGUUAAUGACAGCCGUGUCCCCCUCUCCCUUCCUUAUUCCCCCCCUUGGUGAAAUAAGAGGGGCAAAGGAGCCCUCCGAUCUUGGCAUAUUUGUCCGCCUGCCGCCUGUUUCCUUGGAGUAUAAAAACGGGGCGGGGGAGGGAAUCCUGUUGGUGGCCAGCGGAAGUACUACUCUAAAAGUGUAAAUAUUAUGUAAUGCGCUUCUUGUAUGUUGUAUCCGAAGGUCCCUAAUUUUCUGUUAUGUGUAAGCAUUCAAAGCCAGCUUUCAGUCUCAGAUGCUGAAUUUUUAGGCAAUACAGAACAUAGGCAGAACACAGUCAGUCCAUCAGCCUAUGGCCAGUUCGUCCAAGAGAAUAAUCCCAGAAGAGUAUCUGUCAGUCUGUUGCAUCAAAUGUAAACAAGAGUCUUGUGGCAUUGUAAAGGAUAUUCCAAGAUAACCUUUUAUUGACUGUAGUCUAGUUCUUCAGAUGUAGUGAGUGGCUUUUCUAUAUUCUUCUGUCUUAUGCAGUCGGUAUUUUUUUUAAAAAAAAAACAACAACAGUGGAAAGGAGCUGUGAAAUGCAGGAAGUGCAGGGUGAAAUAUAAAGAUGUAAAAUUCAUGUAACAAAAAGUACUCUAGUUGUAGUAAGUGUGUAAUAUGUAGGGUGACCUGGGUUAAUACUGUGAAAAUCCAAGUCCUGGGGGUAGGAAGUAUGAAUCCCAUCUUCACAUUGGAAUCUCUCUUUGAAGUUCUUUUGUUGAAGGAUGGUAAAUUUCAGGUCAGUAAUAAUGUUCUGGGAGAUCGCAAUAUUCAGAUUCCAGCAGGAGAAUAUUUCAGUCUAUUAAUGUGAGACUUGUGACCACUUAUUCAAAGUGACUUUCCUGUUUUUCCUUCGUAAGCUGCAGAGGCAAUUAUUGACAAAGGACUGCAUAUCAUGGAGCCCAAAUUGAUGUUCUGUAAAGGUCUGGAUUGUCUUCUAAACAGAACUUGUCACUUCAGAAAUAGAACCCACAGUCAAAAAUGACACAUGCGUUUAAAAAGUAAUCUGAUCAAGAGAAACUUUUGAUCUAUCUGUAGACUGUAAUGUAUAUCUAGAGAUGUAGUGCAUUGUGGAGGAAAUACAACAAUUGAAAUGGGGCACUGCUUCCUUAUUAGGACACAGGCCGAUGCAAGAAAUUAUUAACUUAUUUCUGAAAGUGACAUAUUGUUCAAAUUGGUAGUGUUCUUUGAAAUGCUCAUAAUUUCUCUUAACCUGGGAAAUUGUCCAUCACGAUAACCGAUGAGUCCCUUUAAUUUGUUUGACUGUAUUAACUGUAUUUACCAUCCUUCAGCUAGAGAACUUCAAAGAGAGACUCCAACGUGAAGAUGGGAUUCCUGAAGAGGUCAAGAUAGGCAGCUUAAAAACCCACACACCGAUGCUCCUAUAGUUCACUGGUGUGUCUCUGUUCACAUUUGGGCACAGUUACAGAAAAGAUGCAUUGAUGCAGGACAGGAGUGUGUGCGAAACAUGUGGAUUAACUGACCUCACUGGGAUGUUUAUGGAGCUGCUUCUGGUCUGUUCUCCAUUGCUGGAAAAUUGUGUAUGACUGGAUGAGAAUGCCUCGAACAAAACAAAUAAAUCCUAGAAAUCUGAGAGACAAAAUUGAAGAAGCACAAAAAGAACUUAAUGAAACUGAAGAUCCACAGAAAGAAAUCUCCGAGGCCUCUGCAAGAGGGAGUACAGACGCAGUGAAAGGUGUGAAGCGUAAAAAGAUCGUAACUGGGAAUCAUUUGACGAAAAUACCAAAAUCACCUCUGAGAACUCUGUCUCGGGUAAAACCCAAGGAGAAAACAGAACACCCUUCAUCGUCUUCUAAUAUUCUUCCUCAGACUCCCGAGCUGAUAAAAGAAGAGCACAGUUUGGUUACACAAAAUGGGAAACACGGCAAACACCACGAGGGAACACUUAGCAGUAAGGUAGCCGCUAACCCACCCAGAUCCGAGACUGCAGCGCACACCAGGCUGUGUCCGUUACCUCAAUCCUUGGACUUGAACAAAUGGCCAGUAGAAGACUACAGUUCAACCCAACUCAAUGUACCAGUCAAGAAGGGUCACCCCAGCACUUUGUCAACUAUAGCCAAGGCUGGCCAUGAUGAAUGUACUCCUUUUGCUGAAUGUAGUCAUUUGUCCUCGUGUGCAAAUACUGCGUUUGAUGUCUUACUGAAAGCUAUGGAGCCUGAGCUGAACACCUUAGCCCAAGAGUGCCCUUCGAGUAGGAUGCAAAUCGAAAAACUGAAACCAAAUAAAAUUGUAAGCGCCUCUACAUCCAAUACUCCGAGUGUCCAAAGUCACACUGCUUCACAGCAGCAAGAAUUUGUAGCUGGAUCUCAAUAUCAUCCCCGCAGUUCGCAGACGGUGCAUGUAGCAACAUCAGGGAAGAGUGAACAAACACAGAUGCACUCAGUUGCUCACUCGCAAGAACAAGUCCUUUCUAAAGCCGGGCAGCAGAACCAACAGAUGACCACAUGCCCCAGCUUUACUAAUUCAUUGAUACAGCAGCAGAAUCAGGAAAAUCUCAAGCUCCAGCAUAUAUACAGCAUAGCGGUAACCUCUUCUAUACUCAACCCACCAUCGUCUACUGUCACUCAGGUUUUUUCUCAAAACCCACUAGUAGCGAAAACGUCUUUGUCCGUUCACUCCUCUAGCUCUGCCACCCAGUUACCUAUCGCUCCGUUGUGCAAUUCAGCCCAAAUCGCUUCGGUUGUCAGCCACGGUGUGGAACAAAUAUGUAACCUUCUGAAAGACCAGAAGCCUAAAAAAAUGGGGAAGUACGUCUGUGAGUACUGCAACAGAGCUUGUGCUAAGCCCAGCGUUCUCCUAAAGCACAUCCGCUCCCACACAGGAGAACGACCGUAUCCGUGCGAGACUUGCGGGUUUUCAUUUAAGACCAAAAGCAAUCUGUAUAAGCACAAGAAGUCCCACGCCCAUGCUAUCAAACUGGGACUCGUCCUCCAGCCAGAUUCUAGUGGUCUGUUUCUCUCCCAUGAGUCGGAUAAAGCACUUAGCAUCCAUUCCGAUGUGGAAGAAAGCGGCGACAGUGAUGAUGAAGGCACCGCAGACGAAAGGCAAGAGGACCAAGGAUCCUUAGAACUGGAACACAUGCACGUAACGAAAAUCCUAUCCAAUUCUGAAUUGUCGCUCAAAGGUAGCUCAGUUUCGCUCAGCAAUCCGGAAUAUAAGGGUGACUCCCCGUUGCAGGACUCGUUCACACAAACAAGGACUUCUUUACCUAAAGUUGUUGUUCACCCUGUAAAUAUUUCUCCUUUAAGGUCCGAUAGCCCCAAAGUAGCAGACCACACUUCCACAGUUUGUACAACGCGACAAGGAGACCCGAAAGCCUCAAAUGUGAAACCAAAUGUGUCAUGCAUCGACUUAGUAAAGGAGUCUGAUAUUAAGCAACAGCAGAAAAUAGAAACAAGCAUUUCUGAGGAGCAGCAUGGGACCCCUAUAGUACACGCUCAGCUACAGAGGCAGCAGGCGACUGAUUGUUCCCAGGAUCAGCAAGCAAAAUGUCUCCUGAGCCCUAGAAGUUUAGGCAGCACUGACUCGGGAUAUUUCUCACGUUCAGAAAGUGCCGAUCAAAACAUGAGUCCCCCAACUCCAUUUAUGAAGGGACUGCCCACUUCUGAAAAAGACCUGAGUAAAAGUCUACCUUGUGUGCCAUGGAUGGGCACUACCGUGGCAUCUGUUGUGCAGACAGUUUGCUCUGACAAGAACUUGCUUCCCUCUGGUCAAAUGAGACCACCCUUGGCCACAAAAACCCUCGAAGAACGCAUUUCUAAGUUGAUAUCUGAUAAUGAGGCUGUAGUGGACGACAAGCAGUUGGACAGCGUGAAGCCGCGGAGAACGUCGCUGUCGAGGCGAGGCAGUAUUGACUCUCCGAAAUCCUACAUUUUUAAAGACUCCUUCCAGUUUGACCUAAAACCAAUGGGUAGAAGAACGAGUUCCAGCUCUGAUAUACCAAAGUCUCCUUUUACGCCCACUGAAAAAUCAAAGCAAGUUUUUCUUCUGUCCGUACCAUCUCUUGACUGUCUGCCUAUAACCAGAAGUAAUUCUAUGCCUACUACUAGUUAUUCAGCUGUACCUACAAAUGUGAUACCUCCCCCUCAUCCCCUGCGAGGAAGUCAGUCUUUCGAUGAUAAAAUUGGUUCCUUAUAUGAUGACGUCUUUGUCCCAGGACCUUCCACUCCACAGCUCCAAGGUGGACACCCCCGCACUCUUGUCAGACAAACAGCAAUAGAAGAUUCUUUAGUCACAGAAGGGCACGGCUUUGGACCAGCGCGGUCCGUAGAUGAAAGCUACGGAUGCAGCACAUCUAACGAAUUUGUAAUGGCAAGAAGCAAAUCGUUCGUACAAGGAUCGAACGUCGAUAAAACAAAGAAGUCACAUCAGGGCCGUGGAACAAUGUUUGAAUGCGAGACCUGCAGGAACAGAUAUAGAAAACUGGAAAACUUUGAGAACCACAAAAAGUUUUAUUGUUCAGAGUUGCACGGACCAAAAACCAAGGCAGCUACACGGGAUUCGGAACACAAGAAUGUUUCCAACAGUACACAGCCCCAAAUCCUUCACUAUCGUGUCGCCACUUCCACUGGUAUCUGGGAGCAGACAUCUCAAAUACGGAAAAGGAGGAAGAUGAAAAGCGUUGGCGAUGACGACGACGAGCCUCAGGCAAACGAUAACAACAGUCUGACAAAAAGUGUCGCGUCAGAAAGUCAAAAUAAGCCAGCCAGUACUGUCAGCGUCUCUAGACAUGCUCCCACUCUCCUGGGCUCACACAGCAUUUCACUUCAAAAACUGGCUCAAAGUGAGCAGGAACGUUGUGGCACAGAACAAGCCAUGGAGACAAAGAUAUCACUGCACGGUGAAAAGCAGACGGUCGCAGCCACGCAAGAAAAAACAGAACUGAAACGGCAAGGGGCCGGCAUUUCCGUCAUCCAGCAUACAAACUCUUUGAGCAGACCCAGUUCAUUUGAAAAAUCAGACUCUUUUGAAACGAUUUCUCCGGUUUCCUUUCAGGAUGGGAAUAAGGCUGCGAAGCUGCAUUCUCUGAAUACCAUCGUCGUCCAAGAGGAGAAGCGAUCCCUCUUGCGUGCCUCCCACGGCCAUCAGGCACUGGAAGCGCCACGGGGUCAGCUUCACGAACGUCCGGUUGCUCCCCACGAAAGGAACGCACCGUUGUCCUCUCUGAGACUUGUUCGCCAACAUAACAUCCAGGUUCCCGAAAUACUGGUCACGGAGGAACCAGAUAGAGAUCAGGAAAACCAAGGCAACGACCUGGAGAAGACAGAAAAAUUCAAUUGGCCCCAGCGUAGCGAGAGCCUGUCAAAGCUCCCUACGGAAAAACUUCCACCUAAGAAGAAAAGAAUCCGCUUGGCCGAAAUGGAGCACUCGUCUGCCGAGUCCAGUUUUGACUCCACGCUGUCUAGAAGUUUAAGCCGGGAGAGCAGCCUGUCACGCGCAUCUAGCUUCUCGGCUUCUUUUGACAAAGAGGAGAUCUCCAAAAACGAGACUGCUUCUAAAGCGGAACCUGCCAAUAAAUCCUUGGAAUUCCUGACAAUCCCCAACAGUUCCAAUAUACUCAGUGUGCCUCAUUACAGAGAAAUGCGCCGGGCUGCUUCUGAGCAAAUCAACUGUACCCAACCAUCCAUGGAGGUGGCGGAUUACAGAAGCAAGUCUUUUGACUGUGGAAGCAUGUCUCCACCCAAACCUGCCUCACUCGCAGAGACCGCUGCUUCCAAGUUGCCUUCGGGCAGUGGUGCGGUCGGACAUGUGCCUCUGUUGGAAAGGAGGAGAGGGCCCCUCGUAAGACAAAUAUCAUUAAAUAUUGCUCCAGAAAAAAAUCUGCCGGAAAUUUUGUCAAGCACUUCCUUCAAAGCUUCUCCUGAAACAGAGAUGUCUGCAGCAUCCUUUCAAAGAUCGCAGAGUUCUGGGAAAUCGGAUGAAUUUCCUUCCAGUUUGGAGCACCCCCAGGUUUAUGCCAAGUCUUUGUGUGAGCCUCUGUCCAUUAAAAACAACCUCUCUUUUAAUUUGCCUUCCAGUGAACAGGCUCUAGGUCUUGGUUUGCAACAUCAUGUUCCACAACCUUCACCCAGUCAGUAUUCACAACCCGCACUUAAAGGUCCAGGUCUUGGAACUCAGAAAGGCAUGAGCACAGUUACCGGUCAGCAUAGCGUGCAGGAAGAUUGCUUUGCCCCCAAAUAUCAGCUUCAAGUUAAAGCAAUGCACAUAGGUCAGCAAUAUUCUGUCGGUCUUCCAAGCACAGCUGGCAAAGAGCAGGCCGGGGUCUCAUUAGAAAUGCACACGCAACAAAAUGACAAAAUGUCCAACCCAUUUGGGCCGUCUCUCUCGCAAUACGUUCCUGAUCAUGGCGGUGGCCGCGUGUAUCAGGCAGCUCCCUUUGUCGUCCCUGUCCGUGUUCACAGUAAUAUUCCAUCGUAUGGCUUGUCUACGGUUGCGCCCCUUCCUCAAAUUCUAGUGACACAGGAUCAGGCCAGCCAGUCUCUUUGCAAAACCAACGCCGCAUUGGUGCCAACGCUAAAAGAUCAAGGUCAGCUGCCAAAGUCCCACAAAAAUCCUCUGAGGUGUUUGCCAAGUUCACAGCCAGGACUUUUUGGUGAAAACUUGCUGUUUGAGAUGGGAAGCAAAAAUCCCACUUCGUCAGGAUCCUUAAAUACCAUUCAGAAAGUGCCAGCGGGUGGACUUUUCCCUCAGCAGGAGGCCACGGCCUCAAGCAAACGCAUGCUCUCUCCAGCCAAUAGUUUAGACAUCGCCAUGGAGAAACACCAGAAGCGUGUUAAAGAGGAAAGCGGAGCCGCCAACACAACCGGCUCUGUGCCGCUGCAUCAGCUGAAUCUGAAACCCACUGAAACCCACAAACAGAAGAAGCCCGUCUUAGUGAGACAGGUGUGCACCACUGAUCCCCUUGAAAAUUUCUCCCUGGAUCAGGACGUCUUACCUCAUAACAAAAGCAGCAGCGUCAAUCAUUUGUCGGACGUGCCGCUGCUGCCAGCAUUGUCGGAUUGUGCUCCGCCUGGGGUGUCUUCAUUUGCAAAGGAAUCCUCGGAACGUACAAGUUUACCAACCUCUGAAACUGUCGGGUGUAUGGUCAGAAAGACACCUGAACCCGCUCUGUUGAACAGUCAGGCUUCUUUUCUAAAGCACCUAGAUAACAGUCAAGAAAGGAAAUCUCCAGGUGUUAUGAAUGAGAGUAUGCCACUUAACGUCCAGCACAAAGCAAAAUCUGGAAGCACGUUGUCUGUUGUGAAUGCAAGUGACAUUCAACGGUUAUCUUUUCCAAGCCUAAAAACAGCGACAAACUUUACGUGGUGUUACCUGCUGAAAAGAAAGCCUGUUCAUCUCUUACAGAACGACCAAAAGAUUUCUGUUUAUUCUUCUUGGUCCAUUAGUCCCAACAAUCCCAAUCCUCUUGGUCUGUCAACAAAAAUUGCUCUUUCCCUCCUGAAUUCAAAGCAGAAAGCUGGAAAAUCAUCCUACACUCAAGCAAUAAGUACUAACUUUAGAUCGGAUAUGCUGGUCUAUUCGAGCAAGUGGAAGAGCAACUUAUUUAAGCGGGCAUUAGUUAAACAAAAGGCAGCAAGGGAACUGAGCAAUAAAGAAAACUCUGACACAAGCACUGAUCAAGAUAACGAGAACUCUUUAGUCAAAAGUGAGCCCAGAAGAGUUAAAAUAUUUGAUGGAGGGUACAAGUCAAAUGAAGAAUACGUCUAUGUUCGUGGCAGAGGAAGAGGAAAAUAUAUAUGUGAAGAGUGUGGAAUACGCUGUAAAAAGCCUAGUAUGUUGAAGAAGCAUAUUCGCACACAUACAGAUGUUCGCCCGUAUCAUUGCAACUAUUGCAACUUUUCCUUCAAAACUAAAGGAAACUUGACAAAGCAUAUGAAGUCCAAGGCACAUAGCAAGAAAUGUAUGGAUCUGGGUGUUUCCGUAGGAUUACUAGAUGACCAAGAUGUAGAAGAAUGCGGUGAGAAGCAGCAGUCGGGCUACGAUCGCUCUGGAUUUGAUGCAGAGGAUUCCGACGUCCCCGAUGACGAUGACAAUGACAACGAGGAUGAGGACGAAGACAGCCAAGCAGAAUCGGUGUUAUCUGCCACCCCCUCGGUUUCAGCCAGCCCACAGCAUCAUCCCUCUAGAAACGUUUCCCAGGAGGCCUCGAGUGCUGACGAAGAUACCAGAAUCACGGAUUGUUUCGCUGGCAUUCACACAGACUCCAUGGAUGGCCUGCCGAAAGCACUUCUCACAAAGAUGACAGUACUUAGUUCGGUGCCCUCCGAAAGCAGCUGCUCGAGGCCCCCGGGAGUAGCUGCACCCCACGAAGCAAGCGACAGCUGCCCGCAAGUCCGGGGAACAAGCACAGAGGCUGUUCCCAGGUCUCCGUCUCAUCACAUGUAUGUGGACUACCCAGAUGCAGACGAAGCAUUAGGAAGUUCUGCUGGUGCUACUGUUGUUACUACAGCGGUUUCCAAGAGCACAACCUGUACAAGACUUCCUUCCCCACCUGUGGACCGGAGUACGCAAACCACAAUGGUGGCACCUUCAGUGGCCUCACCUUACCCAGAGCUCUUAGAGCAGAAGCAUCAGCUGCAGACCACCCAUUCAGCCCUGCCCCAGGCCCACCUCUUCAGCCACCUCCCCUUGCACUCACAGCAACAAGCCAAGACCCCUUACAGCAUGAUUCCCGUGGGAGGGAUCCAUGUGGUACCUGCUGGCUUGGCCACAUACUCAACGUUUCUCCCCAUUCAGGCUGGGCCCGUGCAACUGACUAUUCCCGCUGUGAGUGUGAUCCACAGAACUACAAGCGCUCUUGGCGAUCCAGCCUGUGGGAUCUCCGGCACUGCAAAGCGUCUUGGUGUUGCUGAAGUGAACAAUGUUGUGCCCUGCAUCCCGAUUGGCCAAAUUAACGUGCCAGGUCUACAGAGCCUCAGCGCACCACCUCUGCAGUCUCUUCCAUCGCUGAGCAUGGAGACGGUGAACAUCUUGGGGUUGACAAACACCAAUAUCGCUCCCCAAAUACACCCUUCGGGGUUGACCCUAAAUGCAGUAGGGCUACAAGUUUUGACUGCAAACCCUUCCUCUCAGAGCGCCCCCAGCCCUCAGACACACAUUCCAGGUCUACAGAUUCUGAACAUAGCACUGCCGACUUUAAUCCCUUCAGUCAGCCCCAUAGCCACGGAUGGGAAGGGUUUCCCAGAACCAUCAGCUUCCAAUAACAAGGCCUGCGAAACUCACCAGGAACGGGGUCCUGUGAGUUUUGUUGCCGACGAUCCCAGCAAGAUCUCCAGUGCUCAGUCUCCUCAGGUGGCACCUGCCGACCAACGGUACAAAGUUAAAAAUCUGUUGGAACCUGCUUCUUCGAGCGAAUACCAGCAACGCAAUAGCUCGGAUAACCUGGACCCAGAAAAGCCUGACUCAGAGAGUCAUAUAAAACCAAAGUGCAAUAUCAGUUCUGUUCGGGUCGAACGGGCUUCGGUAUCAGAGCCUCCCAUGAAGGUGAAUUCUGAUGUUUUAUCCAGUUCCCCCUGCUGUCAAACUGUCUCUUCAGAAAGACAAGCACUUAGGCGGAAAGUAUUGCCUGAGCGACAGAAUACUGUGGAGUUUAGUGACAGCAGCGACGACGAAGACAGGCUCGUAAUAGCAACCUAGGGGGUUCGGUUUUCUCUUCGGUUGUGUGUGUGUGUGAGUGUGCAGGCGUGUGUGUUUAUUUUUAUUUUUUUUUAAGUAACACUUACUGGGUUUCUUUGCAAACCUCCCUUUUACUUAAAGCACAUUUUUUCUGACACAAACUCAUUACUAAUCUUUGUGCAAUCAUGAACUUUUGACCAAUAAUUGUUGUUUCUUGUCAGCUCCGGCCAUUUUUUUGUACAUGUUGUAUAGACAAUUGUGCCUUUUUUUGGAGUUUUAUGUUUAGAAAGGUGUACAGAUUGUCAAAAUGAUAUAUAUAUAUUAUAUGUAUAUUAAAACUAAGUAGUUUCUUGUGUUUCGUAAGUAAACAACAAAAUCUUAUGUCAGAUGAAAAAAAUGAUUAAAUUAUAUGUUGCACUGUUAAAUGUAAAUUUUUAUGGCUGUGGGGCAAAGUUUGUGUGUACAGAUUGAGUAUGUAAAACUCCAUAUUUAUUGUAUCCGUAUUAGUCUUGGGGGAAAGGGUCUAUUCAUCUUUCUUGUGUAUGCCAUUAGCUUUACACUUAAAAGAGAAGCUCGUAUCUGUGUUAUUGAAUUAUUUCAGUAAAAUUUUUGUUUACAGACUUUA
Sphaerodactylus townsendi is the source of this 10423-nucleotide messenger RNA. It is a transcript of the gene HIVEP1, whose product is annotated as HIVEP zinc finger 1. The coding region runs from base 1714 to 9819 and encodes 2701 amino acids. NCBI's taxonomy places the organism in Eukaryota, Metazoa, Chordata, Lepidosauria, Squamata, Sphaerodactylidae. The transcript is spliced from 9 exons. Gene Ontology annotation, cellular component: nucleus. The record is from RefSeq and is a predicted model, not a curated record. Gene Ontology annotation, molecular function: RNA polymerase II cis-regulatory region sequence-specific DNA binding; DNA-binding transcription factor activity, RNA polymerase II-specific; zinc ion binding. Gene Ontology annotation, biological process: regulation of transcription by RNA polymerase II.